ACUACUACAGACCGCGUCCAAAAAGUUCCUCUCUCUAUACUUUCUCUCUAGAAAUCUUGGGUCUUUUAGUUCAUAGGGAGACGAGCUACGAGGUGGCUCUUACUCAGCGUUUUUUGUCAACUUAUGUCAAGAAAGUAAUUAGGUCAGUGUUGGAAAAACUUAUCAUAAAGAGCUAGGGCUUGGUAGUUGGUAUCAUCACUGAUAGUGGUAAAAAGCUUGGGCUUGUAACUUGUGGGUCGCUUUGGAUAUCAGGAAUUUUGUUGUUAUUUUCAGUGUAAAGGGUUUCUGCUAUUUCAGUCGAGGAAGCUGGGAUUUUGUUGUUAUCUGAGUUGGGUUUUUGGGUAAUUUUGAGUUGGGAAUUCCUUUGCCUUCAGAAGAUUAGGAAAAGUGGGCAGUAGUUAUAAGAGAGGAAAUUGAGAAUUUAGAUGAAUUUUGUUGGGGAAAGGAUAAUGAUGAGAACAGAUUCCAUGCUGAAAUUCUGGGUUGUUGGUGUGCAACUGGGAGAAGAAUUUCGGGACACAAGUGUUGUGAUGAGCCAGUUUUUUAUGAAGAAACUCUAGCGCUUACUCUUUUGUAUUUGGUCAAAAGAUUUCGGUUUGUUCUUGUAAAUGGAUUACUCCUUUUCGUCUAGAGAGAAAGAUAACGGUUACAUUUCGUCUGAUGGGGGAGCAAGGCAUUCAAUUUCUGAAGACCCCUUCAAUAAUGGUUUGAACUUCGAUACGUAUGCUGGAUGGUGCAGCAGCCCGUCGAACACGGACCAAAUGUUUGCCCCUUUUGCAUUUUCACCCCCUCAAUCAAUGCCCUCGAAUUACACCCCCUUUGAUGGAUUAAACUUCGCUGAACAGAACACUAAUACCUUUGCAGGGCCCGAUUGCGAUAUCACUGGAAGUCCUUAUAAUGGUGGAGACAAAAUGGUUUUCCAGCAAAUCAAUACCCAAAUUGGUUUUCCAAUGGAAUCCACCAGUUGGAAUGAAUCUACUACCAAAAAGGGUAAUUCUUCCUUUCACCAAAACCAGUUCGAUGCAGGAAAUUGUCUCAUACCUCGUCCAUUUGCACAAACACUAGCUGAGAAAAUGCUAAGGGCAUUGUCCUUGGUUAAAGAGUGGUCUGGUGGUGGUAUUUUGGCGCAAGUUUGGGUUCCAAUUAAACAAGGUAAUCAAUAUAUCUUAAGUACUUGUGAGCAACCCUACUUGCUUGACCAAGUGCUUGCUGGGUAUCGCGAAGUAUCAAGGGCGUAUACCUUCGCCGCAGAAGUGAAGCCGGGUUCUUUUCCUGGGCUUCCUGGCCGGGUGUUCAUAUCGAAAUUUCCAGAGUGGACUUCUAAUGUUGGUUACUACAAUCCGGCAGAGUACUUGAGGGUUCAGCAUGCAGUCAAUCAUGAAGUUCGUGGAUCCAUUGCUGUGCCUGUUUUUGAGGAUGAUCUGGUUGAAAUGUCUUGCUGUGCUGUGUUGGAACUUGUGACUGUCAAAGAAAAACCAAAUUUCGAUUUGGAGAUGGAGAACGUUUGUCGCGCACUCCAGGCUGUGAAUUUAAGGAGCACUGCACCUCCUAGGCUUUACUCCCAGUGUCUUUCAAUGAAUCAGAGGGCCGCUUUAGCUGAGAUAAAAGAUGUUUUACGAGCCGUAUGUCACGCUCAUCGAUUGCCCCUUGCUCUAACCUGGAUCCCUUGUUGUUACAAUGAGCGAGUUGGGGAUGAAGUCUCCAGAUUACGUGUUAAGGGUGGAAAUGCAAGUUUAAAUGAGAAAUUUAUGCUAUGCAUAGAGAAUACGGCUUGCUACGUGAAUGACAGAGAGAUGCAAGGAUUUGUGCAUGCAUGUGCAGAGCACUAUCUUGAGGAAGGGCAAGGUAUAGCUGGAAAAGCUCUUCAAUCAAAUCAUCCCUUUUUCUUUCCAGAUGUCAAGGGAUAUGAUAUCAGUGAGUAUCCAUUAGUCCAUCACGCACGCAAGUUUGGCCUUAAUGCUGCUGUUGCAAUACGGCUAAGGAGCACCUACACUGGCGACGAUGACUAUAUAUUAGAGUUCUUUCUCCCUUUGAAUAUGAAAGGGAGCACAGAACAACAACUCUUGUUGAACAACCUCUCUGGUACCAUGCAAAGGAUUUGUAAGAGUUUGAGGACGGUUACGGAUGCUGAAUUAUUCGGUGCAAAGGGUUCUAAAGUCGAGUUUGAAAAUGGAUCACUUGCAAAUUUUCCCCCAACUGUGGAUUUUUCAAGGAGACAAACAUUAGCUAAUAAUACAACUCAUAUUGAACCAGUGCCACCAGGUGUCUCUGACCCGCAAAAUAUACGACGAGAACUAGAUGCUCCUCAGGAACAGAUGAGUGGAUCAAGGAGACCGACAGAGAAAAAGCGGAGUACUGCAGAGAAGCAUGUGAGCUUAAGUGUUCUUCAGCAAUACUUUUCUGGGAGUCUCAAGGAUGCUGCCAAAGGCAUUGGUGUUUGCCCAACGACACUCAAGAGGAUAUGCAGACAACAUGGGAUCUCAAGGUGGCCAUCCCGCAAGAUAAACAAGGUGAACCGUUCCUUGAGGAAGAUACAAACAGUGCUCGACUCUGUUCAAGGCGUCGAUGGAGGGCUGAAAUUCGACCCCACUACGGGUGGUCUUGUGGCUGCAGGCUCCAUUAUCCAAGAUUUCAAUGCAGGGGGAAGCAUUCUCUUCCCCAGCAAAAACACACCUAUUAAGAAACCGAAACCAGUUGCGCCUUCAGUUUGUUCACCCUCUUGUACUGAUAGUGAAAAUUCUACUGUGAAAUUGGAAAGGGAGGAGAAUUACAUUGAUGGGAAUAACCAAGUAGAACGACAGGGGAGGAGUCUGUAUGUGCCAAAUGCCGAAAUUCCUCUGGCUGACUGUUGCAAUGGUUGCAAGUCAGUUGGGUUUGUCCCACCAUCUGAGAAUUCUUCACUGUGUUCUUACUCUCAAUCCAAAACUUUGGGUGCACAAAACAGAAGCGCUUUGACAUUAGAGAAUUCUGAUUCACACUUUGUUUCUGCUGAGAUGGAUAUCAGAAUGAACGUUGAAAUUGGUGUGGAAGCCAAUGAUAGGGUCCUUGGACCUAACCACCAAACGUGUCCCACUUCUUCAGGAACGACAGACUCAUUGAACAGUUCUGGUUCAAUGAUGAGUGGCAGUUCGUCAAGCUCUCAUAGCUUUGGUGAAAGAAAAAUCACCAAUUUUUUUACGAGCUCUUGCGAUAGUGGAUCCAAGAUCACAGUGAAAGCUACUUACAGAGAAGAUACGGUUAGGUUUAAAUUCGAGCCUUCUUUAGGGUGUAGCCAGCUGUAUGAAGAAGUUGCAAAGAGGUUCAAAUUGCAAAUGGCGUUGUUUCAACUCAAAUAUUUGGACGACGAAGAGGAAUGGGUGUUGUUGGUAAGUGAUUCUGAUUUGCGGGAGUGCCUUGAGAUAUUGAGUUUUGUUGGGACUCGCAGUGUGAAGUUUCUCGUUCGUGAUGUCCCUUGCAAGACGGGCAGCUCUGGCAGUAGCAAUUCCUUCUUGGCAGCAAAUUCUUAGGAAGUCUUAGGUAUGAAGUUGGGUCCAUGUCAAAAAAAAAAAAAAAGAAGUUGGGUAACCUUUGUAUAUUGCUUUCAUUUUCAUUUCUGUUUUCCAAUUGGCAUUCUGGUGAGUUGGUGGUUUGUAGAUGAGAUCAUAAUAUGCCUUUCGGAGCCUCUUUUUUCAUUUUUUUUGGUGUUCUUGCGGUUAACAAUCAUGGUGUCACACAUCAGGAAUAUCUCGUAAUAUUUUGAAACGAUGUGUUGUGCUAUGAUUGGUUAUUGCAGGAAUUCAGAAAAGGAUAAAGGAUGGGGUAGAAGGUGAGGAAUGAAAGGCAAGGGUGGCUCCACAGAUGUGUCAAUGUAUAGGUCUGUAAAUGCUAGAAGCAGUAAAAGUUGCAGUAGUUGAAUAGAUUUUCCUCUGAUGCUCUUAACUUCAAUUUGUAUAGUUUCCAUUUGAUGCUUUUGAAUUA
Messenger RNA from Rhododendron vialii, 3957 nucleotides. RefSeq names its product protein NLP9-like. The transcript has 7 exons. The coding region runs from base 609 to 3506 and encodes 965 amino acids. The record is from RefSeq and is a predicted model, not a curated record. Gene Ontology annotation, molecular function: DNA-binding transcription factor activity; protein binding. Lineage: Eukaryota; Viridiplantae; Streptophyta; Magnoliopsida; Ericales; Ericaceae.